AUGCUGCAUGUUUGGCAAAUUUCACCGGGAAUUUUGAAAGAAAGCAUUGAUCUCGGAGCCUAUGAUGGUUGUCUGACUACCACAGUUCGUUUCCUACAUAAUCCUGAAUGCAAUCAUGCAUUUGCUUGCUCUGCAGUAGGUUCGUCCGUGUUUCAUCUCCAUAUGAACUCUGUCAAUGACAAAUGGAGCGCAGAUAAAGUCUUUCAUGUGGAGCCAAUACAGGUCGAGAACUGGCUCUCACCUGAGAUGCCUGCACUGCUCACGGAUCUCGUCAUAUCCAUGAAUGACAAAUUUGCAUAUGUUGCUGGCUGGCUACAUGGAUGUAUCUGGCAGCUGGACAUAGCAGAUCCAUUCCGAGUUUCACCUUUGAAUAAGGUGAGAAACAUUUUUGACGUAUUUCAAGAUCGUCUAAGCUAUUCAGGUUUUUUGAAUAGUUUCUAUCCUCAAGUGCUAUUCAGAUUUGAAAGCGUUGUUUUAUUGUUUUACUGCUCACCAAACCUAGAAACAAUAUAAUC
Messenger RNA from Cylicostephanus goldi, 515 nucleotides. The record is from the annotation of a GenBank genome assembly. Lineage: Eukaryota; Metazoa; Nematoda; Chromadorea; Rhabditida; Strongylidae.